Messenger RNA from Mycosarcoma maydis (corn smut), 1104 nucleotides. Its product is annotated as putative GTP-binding protein. Gene Ontology annotation, cellular component: cytoplasm. The record is from RefSeq and is a predicted model, not a curated record. Gene Ontology annotation, molecular function: GTPase activity; GTP binding. Gene Ontology annotation, biological process: cytoplasmic translation. The transcript has 2 exons. Lineage: Eukaryota; Fungi; Basidiomycota; Ustilaginomycetes; Ustilaginales. The coding region runs from base 1 to 1104 and encodes 367 amino acids.
AUGGGCGUCGUCGAAAAGAUCAAGGAGCUCGAAGAUGAGGUAGCUAGGACACAGAAGAACAAAGCCACAGAAUAUCACCUGGGCCAGCUCAGAGCAAAGAUCGCAAAGCUUCGCCAUGAGCUGCUCGAGCCGCAAAAGAAAUCGGGCAAGCCAGGCGAGGGCUUCGAUGUCAUGAAGUCUGGCGAUGCGCGCGUCGCCCUCAUCGGAUUCCCAUCGGUCGGAAAAUCGAGCUUCCUCUCCAAAGUUACAGACACCAAGUCUGAAGCAGCCGCUUACGAGUUUACCACGCUCACAUGCCAGCCCGGCGUGCUCGAGUACGAAGGCGCCAAAAUUCAGAUCCUCGAUUUGCCAGGUAUCAUCGAGGGCGCUUCCGAGGGCAAGGGUCGAGGUCGACAGGUCGUCGCCGUAGCUAAAACAGCCGACAUGAUCAUCAUUAUGCUCGACGCUACGAAGCCCGACACACAUCGUGCACUUCUCGAAAAGGAACUCGAGGCAGUCGGCAUUCGUCUCAAUAAGAGCAAGCCCGACGUUGUCCUGCGCAAGAAGAACACAGGUGGCAUCGUCAUCACCAAAGCCAUGGGGCUUACAUUGACCAAGAUCGACGAAAAAAUGAUACGUUCCAUCCUGCAAGGCUACAAGAUGCAUAACGUCGAUGUCAUGCUCAGGGAAGACAUUACCGUCGACGAGUUUAUCGACGUCGUUCUCGGCAACCGCAACUACGUUCCAUGCCUCUACGUCUACAACAAGAUCGACUCGAUCAGCAUGGAACAGAUGGACAAACUGGCACGACAGCCCAACUCAGUCGUCAUCUCGGUCGAAAAAGAUCUCAAUCUCGACUACCUCAAGGACACCAUGUGGGACAAGCUCGGCAUCAACCGUAUCUACACCAAGAAGCGUGGUGAACGUCCCGACCUCUCGGAUCCAUUGGUGGUGCGCAAGGGAGCGACCAUCGAGCACGUGUGUCACCAAGUACACAGAGCGCUCGCCGACAAGUUUAAGUAUGCUCUCGUAUACGGUAAGAGCAGCAAGUUUCCUACUUCGCAAAAAGUGGGUCUCAAUCAUGUCGUCGCAGCUGACGAUGUGGUCAGCAUUUUUACCAAAUGA